Serendipita indica DSM 11827 is the source of this 2514-nucleotide messenger RNA. The record is from the annotation of a GenBank genome assembly. Lineage: Eukaryota; Fungi; Basidiomycota; Agaricomycetes; Sebacinales; Serendipitaceae.
AUGGCAAACCACGAAGAAGAAGCACUCGCAGUGCUGCAUUCACAGCAACUAGAGGCCACUCAAGCAGCUGAUAUUGUCGACGAGCAUGCCGCUGGUCCCACCACGCCGUUUGAAGCAGUCCAGUUGCGUUUGCAAGACCACCCACACGACACGGCAGCAUGGCAGGAGUUGAUUAACAUUGCUGAGGACUCUGGAGAUUACAAAAUGAUCAACGACGCAUACACGGCGCUUCUCAAGGUGUACCCGAACACGGUUCAUGCACAAAUCGCAUUCUUCAGACAUGCUCAAAGGGCGCAUCCCAUAGGAAAGCCAAAGAGUACAGAACCUGACCCAAUUCCAACACCUCAGACAUUGUUUUCUCAAUGGCUAAAGCAGUCACCAGAGAUUGAGAUGUGGAAACUCUAUCUCGACUACGUCCGCGCAAACCAGGCAUCUCCACGCGAUGUAAUAAAGAAGGCGUAUGAAUUUGCACUUCGUUUUGUCGGCCAAGACCGUGAAGCGGGUGAAAUUUGGAAAGACUAUAUCGAGUACAUCAAGGCUGACCCAACGUCGAAUGAUCGCGAGGCCCAAGAGAAAAUGGAUCUCCUCAGAAGCGUGUAUCGACGUGCUGUCCAGAUUCCUCUUGACAAUCUGGAGCAACUUUGGCGAGAGUGGGAUGCGUUUGAGAAUGGCCUCAACAAGAUAACCGCCAAAAAGUUCCUUGCAGACGUGAGCCCUGACUACAUGACUGCGAGAAUGAAGAAGACGGAGCUAUCCGAACACCACAAACGAAUACAUCUAUACACACACCAGCCGUAUCAUGAGCGUGCACCCCUAGAGCUUCCUGUGCCACCGAUUCUGCGCUCAGAGGAGCGUCUCCUGCUCGCCAACUGGCGCAAGUAUCUCGAGUACCUCGCGUACAUCUGGGCUCAGUCGGUCGGCAAGGCUGAUGAUGCGCAAUUGUUUCUAAAGAGCGGUCUCGAUGCAAACCCUGCGUCUUUUCUUCUCAAUUUUGCAUACAGCGAGCACCAGGAACAGGCAAUGCUCAGCUUUCAGGCAACUGCAGGGGUGGAUCCCAAAAAGGUAGAGGAGAAAAAAGCAGAAGGGCAUGAGAUUUUCAAAAAGUUUAUUGGGGUCCUAAAGAAGGAGCUCGAAGACCUCGAAGCUCUCCACAUUUCUGAAGGGGGAACCCCUAUAUCACAGCAGCCCGCGGGAUCGCAGCCUAUCCAAGCCCCAGCGCCGGCACCGAUCAGUAUCGAGGACGACUUGGCACUGAAGGAAAGCGAAGUUUACGGUACGAUCGAUCCCGCUAUCGCAGAAGCAAAAGAACAAGAAAAGGCGCGGCAACUGGAGAAUGAGCGAAGGGAGGCCAUCUUGAUUGCCAAACGCGUAGAGCUGGGUCAGGUCAGUAUUGCGUGGAUGCGGUACUCGAAACGAGUCGGACAGUCUGCCGGGCUUCGAAGUACGUUUCGGGAGAUUCGCGCAGACAAAUGGGUAUGUUGGCAAGUCUUUGAAGCAGCAGCGCUCUUGGAACAUCAAAUCAGCCCUAAUGCAGAUGUAGCCGCCAAAAUAUUCGAGCUUGGUCUUCGUUUUUUCGGCUCAGACGUGGACUACGUCGUACGCUAUCUCAACUUUCUCAUCAACAAAUGCGAUGAAGCCAAUGCGCGAGCGUUGUUUGAGAGAACCGUAACCGCGAUGGAUGCUGAGAAAGCGCGACCUAUCUGGCUUAGAUGGCUGCUGUAUCAAAUGAGCGUUGCAGAUUUGCCGACAUUGCACAAACUCGACAAGCGGGUAGCGGAUGCGUAUCCAAAUGAUCGGACUAUGAAACUAUUUGCCCAGCGCUACAUGUAUCUCGGAACAGAGGUCGUCACCCCACCGGCUGGAAUCGACGCUAUCGCAUCACAUGAUUUGCAAACACCACUGAGAGUUCCAUCCGUGCUCGCAGCUCAACAACCUCCAGUAGUCUCGACGCCGAUACCGCCACCAAGCUCGCCCCCUCCAUCUCACGCAAACGGAACAUACUCGUAUCCUCAUCCAUACAAUCCUCCUGCGUCUUCUGUUCCCCCUAAUGUCGCAGCAGCAGCGCCACGACACCCGAAAGUGGCCUCGCCCCAUCCUCCCAAGCGGCCUCUUCCAGAGCCAGAGGCAGGUAACACUCCAAAAAGAGCACGACGCUCUCCGCCGCCGCCUGCUCAACGACGAGGUGUUCCGCCCCCAGCAGCGCCUCAGCGUAGAUGGGGAUCACCUCCGAGGGAUAGUCGAAGGGAUAGACCUCGUUCGCCUGAUCGGCCAAUGGUUCCACCGAGCGUUAUGCGAUUCCUCUCACAGCUUCCGAAUCCUGCGACAUAUGAUGGACCAAAAUUCAAGACGGAUGAACUAAUCAAUGUGCUCAUGCAAACGGCCCUUCCACCGCCUCCCCCUGUUGGCUCUCGGAUAAGGAGCAGGUCUCCACCACCACCACCACGUGCUACUCGUGGUGCUCCCGACUAUGGACCCUAUCAGGGCCCUGGAGGUCGGCCCCCUCGGAGAUACUGA